AUGAACGAAAUAGAUGAUAAGUUUUACUACGUUUAUAGUUCGUCAUUAGAUUAUAAAGUGGAAAUAAAAAUUGGUACUCUAGAAGGUAAACGAGCCAAGCCCGAAUAUGACAUGCUGCUCUCAGAUCCAAUGCUGAAAUUCUCUGGUCUUUACCAGGAAGGUUGUUCUGACUUGUAUGUAACUUGCCAAGUACUUUGUGAUGGGGUACCUUUGGCUUUGCCAGUAACUACAUCAUACAAGGCUUUCACUAAUAGAUGGAAUUGGAACGAAUGGGUGACACUGCCAGUGUAUUACAGUGACCUUCCCCGUAAUGCCAUCCUUGCAAUGACAAUAUAUGACUGCGCUGGGCCAGGCAAAGUUAUGGUAGUGGGGGGCACAACUAUCUCAUUAUUUGGAAAACAUGGAAUGUUGAGACAGGGGAUGUUCGACCUUCGCGUGUGGCCCGGUAUGGAGGGCAGCGAGAAGACCCCGGGGAAAGCUCCCGACAGGGGCAAAGAGCAGAUGCAAAGGCUCGCCAAGCUGGCGAAGAAACAUAGGAACGGGCAUAUACCUAAAGUAGACUGGCUGGACCGUCUCACGUUCAGGGAGAUAGAGAUGAUAAAUGAGAAGGAAAAAAGAAACUCCAACUACAUGUACCUCAUGAUCGAGUUUCCUACUGUACAGAUUGAUGGUAUUGACCAUGCAGUGGUUUACUACGAACAAGAUGGUGACGAGAUGUAUCAGUUCCGAGCGCAAGCAGAGGUCGUGACAGUGCCCGAUUACGAAAUAUUGCAAGAGAAUUUGAUCGAGAGCAAACAACACAGACUGGCUCGUUCCGUUCGCGGUGUUGCGCCGGCGCGUGACGCCAAACCGUCCGCUGCGGAGAGGGAUCGUCUCGCCGCUAUCCUUUCCGCUCCGGCCGCGCCACUUUCUGCUGAUGAACAGGAUCUUAUAUGGAAGUAUCGGUUCUAUCUAUCGUCACAUCGGAGGGCUCUGACCAAAUUCUUGGAAUGUGUUAACUGGAAUCGACCAGGCGAGGUGCGCCAAGCCCUGUCCAUGAUGAAGCAGUGGGCGCCCAUGGACGUGGAAGAUGCUCUAGAACUGCUCACACCAAAGUUCACUCAUCCCGCCGUUAGAAAGUACGCAAUAUCCAGGCUCAAGCAAGCUCCGGAUGACGAUCUCCUACUUUAUCUGCUACAAUUAGUGCAAGCACUAAAGUAUGAGGACUUUCUUGAAAUACACGAGGAGUACGUACGAGUGUGUGGCAAAGACGUCGCAAUGUACUCGGAGGGUGAGGCAAAGCCGCAGCAUCGCGCAAGUCAAACCACUUUACUCUCAGCGUCAGGUCUGACAUCUAGUGAAAUGUCAGCGUCGAUGACGAGCCGCCAUUCUGACAACGCGGAUGACAGUGUCGUCUCUGACACCAUGACGUCUGAGACCCUUGAUAAUACGGAUUUCAAUGAAAAUCCAGAGCCAGAAGAACAGAGCCUAGCUAGCUUUCUUAUCAGUCGGGCGUGCAAUAACCUGGUUCUCGCUAACUACCUUUAUUGGUAUCUUUUGAUCGAGUGCUCGGAUGGUGAUUCUGGGCCACGCGAUAUGCCAACGCGUGGAAUGUACCUUGCUGUCAUGAGGAGUUUCUCACAUCAGCUUGCAAAAGGUAACACCGACUACCAGCGCAUACGCACGUUCCUCGCUCGUCAACAAGUGUUCAUAGACAAGCUGGUGAAGCUAGUGAAAAGUGUAGCGAGGGAGAGCGGAAACCGGAAUCGCAAAGCCGAGCGUUUACAACACUUGCUCGCCGACCCGGACGCGUUCAAAUUCAACUUUGCCAAUUUUGAGCCGAUGCCGUUCCCCUUGGACCCCACCGUGACUAUUAAGGGUAUCGUAGCGAAAAAGGCUAGUCUAUUCAAAUCAGCACUAAUGCCUUGUAAGUUGACCUUCCUUACGUCAGAGGGAAGCGAAUACGAAGCCAUUUUUAAACAUGGAGACGAUUUGAGGCAGGAUCAGCUUAUCCUGCAAAUGAUUACGCUUAUGGACAAACUUCUAAGACGAGAGAAUUUAGACUUGAAACUGACCCCAUACAAAGUACUAGCCACCAGUUCGAAGCACGGCUUCCUCCAAUUUAUUGAAUCUGUGACUGUGGCUGAGGCGUUAGCAACUGAGGGUAGUAUACAGAACUUCUUCAGGAAGCAUAAUCCUUGCGAGGGCGCGCAGUACGGCAUCAGACCUGACACGAUGGACACUUAUAUACGAAGCUGCGCGGGAUAUUGUGUUAUUACGUAUUUAUUGGGUGUGGGAGACCGUCACUUGGAUAAUCUUCUUUUGACCAAGUCUGGCGCUCUUUUCCAUAUCGACUUUGGCUAUAUCUUAGGCCGGGAUCCGAAACCACUACCGCCUCCUAUGAAGCUAAGUAAAGAAAUGGUGGAGGCCAUGGGCGGAGUUCACUCGGAGCAUUAUCAUGAGUUCAGGAAGCAGUGUUACACGGCUUUCUUGCAUUUGCGUAGACAUGCAAACUUAAUGCUAAACCUGUUCUCACUCAUGGUGGAUGCUUCAGUACCUGAUAUUGCCCUUGAACCCGACAAAGCCGUUAAGAAAGUACAGGAUAAAUUACGAUUGGACUUAGGCGACGAAGAAGCAGUUCACUAUCUUCAGAAUUUACUAGACAUGUCCGUGACCGCGGUUAUGGCCGCUCUCGUCGAACAUUUUCACAAGUUCGCCCAGUAUUGGCGGAAAUAA
Leptosia nina is the source of this 2715-nucleotide messenger RNA. NCBI's taxonomy places the organism in Eukaryota, Metazoa, Arthropoda, Insecta, Lepidoptera, Pieridae. The record is from the annotation of a GenBank genome assembly.